AUGUUGAACAAGAUGACCUCCUUCCAGCCGCAGCAGAUGAUGAGAGGUCCUAGGUGGAACCGGGCCCUGUCCGACCCGCUGUUUGUGCUGCUGCUUGCUCUUCAGCUCCUGGUGGUGGCAGGUUUGGUCCGUGCUCAGACCUGCCCCUCCGUCUGCUCCUGCAGUAACCAGUUCAGCAAAGUGAUCUGCACACGCCGUGGCCUCCGCGAGGUGCCCGACGGCAUCUCCACCAACACGCGCUACCUGAACUUGCAGGAGAAUCUCAUCCAGGUGAUUAAGGUGGACAGCUUUAAGCACCUACGCCACCUGGAGAUCCUUCAGCUCAGCAAAAACCACAUCCGUAGCAUUGAGAUUGGGGCCUUCAAUGGACUGGCCAGUCUCAACACACUAGAACUUUUCGACAACCGUCUCACCACUAUCCCCAAUGGAGCCUUUGAAUACCUCUCCAAACUCAAGGAACUGUGGUUGAGAAAUAACCCAAUUGAGAGCAUCCCAUCCUAUGCCUUCAACCGCGUGCCCUCGCUAAGAAGGCUAGACUUAGGAGAACUGAAGCGGCUUUCCUACAUCUCUGAGGGCGCGUUUGAGGGUCUGAGUAACCUGCGUUACCUGAACCUGGGCAUGUGCAACCUGAAAGAAAUCCCAAAUCUCAUCCCUCUUGUACGACUGGAUGAACUGGAGAUGUCAGGAAACCAGCUCUCAGUUAUCCGGCCUGGGUCCUUCAAAGGCUUGGUCCACCUGCAGAAGCUGUGGAUGAUGCACUCUCAGAUCCAGACCAUCGAGAGAAAUGCCUUUGAUGAUCUUCAGUCUUUGGUGGAGCUGAAUCUGGCUCAUAAUAAUCUCACCCUUCUGCCCCAUGACCUCUUCACACCGCUUCACCACCUGGAGAGAGUCCACCUUCACCACAACCCAUGGAACUGUGACUGUGACAUCCUGUGGCUCAGCUGGUGGCUGAAGGAGAUGGUACCAGCCAACACCAGCUGCUGUGCCCGCUGCAGUUCACCUCCCAGCCUCAAGGGGCGCUACAUUGGUGAGCUGGACCAAAACUAUUUCCAUUGUUACGCGCCCGUCAUCGUGGAGCCGCCAGCCGACCUCAACGUCACGGAGGGCAUGGCGGCAGAACUGAAAUGCCGGGCAAAUUCGUUGACUUCUGUGAGUUGGAUCACCCCAAACGGCUCCAUCAUGACCCAUGGGGCUUAUAAGGUGCGAAUUUCUGUGCUAAAUGACGGGACAUUAAAUUUCACCAAUGUCACCAUGCAGGAUACAGGGACCUAUACCUGCAUGGUGAGUAACUCUGCAGGCAACACCACAGCCUCUGCCACCCUCAAUGUGUCCUCCACAGAGAACAGCACCUUCAGCUACUUCACCACUGUAACUGUGGAGACAAUAGAGCCUACACAUGAUGAGAGUCACACGACGGUACAGCCGAAAGUUGGCCCCACCCCCUCUGCUGGGAUGUGGGAGUCCUCCUCCUCACAAUCGUCAAGCACCACCACCACAGCACGGACACCCCUCUCCACGCGGACCACGGAAAAGACCUACACCAUUCCAGUGACUGUGCCUAUUCAGGGCGGGCUGGAUGAGGUGAUGAAAACCACCAAGAUCAUCAUUGGCUGUUUUGUGGCCAUCACGCUGAUGGCAGCCGUCAUGCUAAUUAUCUUCUACAAGAUGCGUAAGCAGCACCAUCAACAGAACCAUCACGCCCCCACCCGCGCCAUUGAGAUCAUCAACGUGGACGAGGACUGUGUUCCUGGGGGCCCAGCCAUGGAGGGCCACCUCACCCUUCCUCGCCUGGAGCACGAGCAUCUUAACAGCUACAACAGCUACAAGACUGCAUACAACCAUGCCUCAACCAUCAACUCCAUACACAGCUCAGCGCACGAACCUUUGCUAAUUCGCGCCAGCUCAAAAGACAAUGUGCAAGAGACUCAGAUCUAA
Molecule: messenger RNA, 1935 nt
Organism: Chanos chanos (milkfish)
Lineage: Eukaryota; Metazoa; Chordata; Actinopteri; Gonorynchiformes; Chanidae
Product: leucine-rich repeat-containing protein 4C-like
Exons: 1
Coding region: 1-1935 (644 amino acids)
Biological process (GO): modulation of chemical synaptic transmission; synaptic membrane adhesion; regulation of axonogenesis
Cellular component (GO): plasma membrane; glutamatergic synapse; postsynaptic density membrane
Molecular function (GO): cell-cell adhesion mediator activity
Source: RefSeq, a predicted model, not a curated record